AUGUCGGCGUGCCAGGAAACGAAGUCGCGGACUGGGCGGCCAAAGAAGCGGCCGGCCACGACCCAAACGCUAAUUCUCCACCCUUCCAGAGGAAAGGCUCACAUACAGAAGAACUGGCCAAAGGCAUGGCACAAGCAGAUAUUUACAGGAGUGAAGAAGUUAUGGGAAGACGAAUACAAGAACUUACCAACCAUCUACACUACUCCUUCAAUUGUCCCGGCACUGGAGCUGGAUGAGUAUGACCUGCUUGCGCAGGAACCUGAAGUCAUAGGCACAGACCCCUACGUUGAUGAGUACGAAACCUACACCUCCCAGUCACCAAUUCCAAUUGACUGCUCCCCUCUUGCGUGGUGGCUCCGCGAUGAGCAACAUGAACGCUUUCCUCGACUAUCAAAUAUGGCAAUAGACAUUCUGUCAAUACCCGCCAUGUCUGCUGACCCUGAGCGUACAUUUUCUGGAGCACAGCGUACAAUUUCGUGGGAUAGAAUGCUUCUUGGAGCAUCGACCAUUGAAAAGGGGGAAUGCUUAAAGAGCUGGAUUCGCAACGGCAUAACGGCAGAGCUACAUGGAGAGGGGGUCCAGCAAUAUGAGUGCAUAGCAAAGGAGGGCAGCACAGGCGCUCUAGGGGUAGAUGUGGUCCCUUGA
Drechmeria coniospora is the source of this 645-nucleotide messenger RNA. Its product is annotated as HAT domain-containing protein. The record is from RefSeq and is a predicted model, not a curated record. The transcript has a single exon. Lineage: Eukaryota; Fungi; Ascomycota; Sordariomycetes; Hypocreales; Ophiocordycipitaceae. Gene Ontology annotation, molecular function: protein dimerization activity. Bases 1 to 645 code for a protein of 214 amino acids.